Messenger RNA from Frankliniella occidentalis (western flower thrips), 1200 nucleotides. RefSeq names its product peroxisome biogenesis factor 2 (gene Pex2). Bases 139 to 1029 code for a protein of 296 amino acids. NCBI's taxonomy places the organism in Eukaryota, Metazoa, Arthropoda, Insecta, Thysanoptera, Thripidae. The transcript is spliced from 7 exons. Gene Ontology annotation, biological process: protein import into peroxisome matrix. The record is from RefSeq and is a predicted model, not a curated record. Gene Ontology annotation, molecular function: zinc ion binding. Gene Ontology annotation, cellular component: peroxisomal membrane.
GUCUGCUGGCAUGAGUGUGCUGUUGUUGUUUAGACAGGGACUGGACCAUUUGGUUGAGAUUUCUGUUAAAAGUUAACGAAAUGAUUGUUUAGCAUUGAGGAAUAUUCCUCAGUAACGCUCGAAACAAAAAUCUCAAAUAUGAGCAACAAAGAAGAAAUAGACCUUUUGGUAAAAAGUCGAGUUGAACAGCUUGACGCAUUGGAAUUAGAUAAGGAAGUUCUGUACGUUCUGAAGAGCCAAGUAACAAGUGCAAUAAAAUUUCUACCGCUAUCAUUUCAAAACAAGUGGGAACCAGAAGUUGAUACUUUGCUUCAAAUUGUCAUAUUACAGUUAUCAUUACGAGGAGUGGGGUCUACAUUUGGACAGCAAUUGCUAAACAUCCAAUUUCUAAAAUCCCAAAAGAAAACAGCGUUACUGGCAAUCAUAAUUCCCAUUUUGCUGAAGUAUUUUCAUACAAGGGCAAGGGAUGUUGCUUUAAAAAUAGGAAGUGAAAAACUCAUCCAAGUUCUUGAGACAGCAGCACGAUGGGGAGACAUUUCCAUCACUGCUGGAAGCCUUAUAAAUUUACUGCUAUUUUUACAUUCCGGGUACUACCCCAAUCUGCUUUAUCGUCUAUUUGGCAUUCAAAUGUCUUACUCAUCUCCAAAGGGCAGGCAGAGACAAGUUGGUUACACUCACAUGACGCGAGAGCUAAUAUGGCACAGCUUCAUUGAGCUGCUGGUCUUUGUUUUGCCUCUCAUUAAUUACCACUACAUAAAACGAUUGGUACUCAAGAUUUUGAUGUUGGGAUCUACAGGUCCCAAAUUAAAGCCAAGUGCAGGGAAUACAGUUUCCCUUACUCUCAAUUCAGCAUGUGCUGUUUGUUCGAAACGACCGAUUCUCCCACAUCAUAUGGACUGUGUUCAUGUUUUCUGUUAUUUUUGCCUUCAGGCAAAUAUUUUAGCUGACCCUAACUUCGCCUGUCCAGAAUGCGGUAAUAGGGCGUCCGGGAUGGUAUCAGCUAAACCUGUAUGCCUGACAAUCAUGUGAUAUUUUGUGACAUACUAUGGCUACUUGUUCAUUCCCAAUGUUUUUUAUGUCUGUAUAAAUAACAACUGUUACAAGAAUUAGUUAGUGAAUAAAUUUAAACUUUAUAGUUUUAAAUAAUAAGUUGAUAUAACAGAAGUAUUUUAAUUUUGAAAUAUGAAUUCAAAAAAUCAA